AGGUAACAUCACCUUCACGUUGAAGCCAUGACGAACCUAACCUUAGAGCUUAACAUCAACUCCGCAAGUGACCUUGAGAAUGUCAACCACAUCACAAAGAUGAACGUUUACGCCACCAUAACCCUUCGCGGAGACAAAAAGCAAAAGAAACAAAAGGUGAAAACAUCCGUCGAUCACUCCGGCGGGUCUAACCCGACUUGGAAUCACGCCGUCAAGUUUUCUAUCAAUGAGAAACUAGCCCUUGAAGGUCGUUUGAUACUCGCGGUGAGAUUGUUCUCCAAACGACUCUUAGGCGAUAAAGAUAUUGGUGGAAUCGAAGUCCCGUUACUUGACCUCUUGCGUUCACAUACACCGCCAACUAACGGUAAUGGUAACGGCCAGGGGACGAUGAAUUUUGUGACAUAUCAGGUGAGAACUCCGUCGGAGACAAUGAAAGGUUCUUUGACUCUCUCGUACCGGUUCAUUGGAGCAACGGUUUACCAACAGGCGCCAACGUGGGCUACACCGAGUCAGCAAGGAUAUGGACCGUAUGGUUACAUGCCGCCUCCACCGCCAAUUGGAUAUGGAUACGGAGUUCCGCCUCCACCGCCUCAGCAGCCGACGAGGAAUGAAGCAAGGCUACAAAAUGGUGAUACUUUCUUUUCAGCAAUGUCAUUAAUCAGCGAUAAAGGUAUCGGUGGAGUCGAAGUCUCGUUACUUGACCUCUUGCGCUUGCAUAGUCCAACUAACGUUAACAGCCAUGGCAUGAGGUUUGUGACGUAUCAAGUGAGAACUACGUCGAAGAAAAUGAAAGGUCAUUUGACUUUCUCGUACCGGUUCAAUGGGGCUAUAUCCAGUCACGGUUACCACCAGGUGCCAACCUGGGCUCCGCCAAGUCAGCAUGGAUAUGGACCUUAUGGUUACAUGCCGCCUCCGCCUCCACCGCGCUACCGCCUACCGGGAUAUGGAUACGGAGGUCCGCCGGCCGCCGCCUCAGCAACCGACAAGGAAUGAAGCAAGGCUAUAAUAUAUAGAUGCUGUUGUGGAUUUAAUUACUGAUAGUUAGUACCUUAGUGGCAAUUAAGAAAUGUUGUUCAUCAAUAUUGGACAAUUUAAGUUUUGUGUUGUUGAAUGUUUGCAUGAUUUUUUAUGACGUCUUGCUUAUAAAUAAAAAAGUUUGAUGAUU
Molecule: messenger RNA, 1165 nt
Organism: Arabidopsis arenosa
Lineage: Eukaryota; Viridiplantae; Streptophyta; Magnoliopsida; Brassicales; Brassicaceae
Source: the annotation of a GenBank genome assembly